GCAAUUCAGCUUGAAAAUUUGAGCAUUUUCUUGAACGACGAUUACAGCCCUUUCGGAAGUGUUUCUUUGUCUCACUGUUUCCAGUAGCUUCUAAAACUGUUGCAAACGAGUACGAUAUGUCUACUGUUCUCGCAAAGAUCGAAGAAGUAGAAGCAGAAAUCGCUAGAACUCAGAAGAACAAGGCUACAAUGGGUCACUUGGGACUUUUGAAAGCUAAACUAGCAAAGCUUCGUCGAGAGUUGUUGACCCCACCCAAGGGUGGUGGGGGAGGAGGAGAAGGAUUCGAUGUGACCAAAACGGGUGACGCUAGAAUAGGUCUCGUAGGAUUCCCUUCUGUAGGGAAAUCUACGUUGCUCAAUAAACUCACAAAUACAGAGUCUGAGGUUGCUGCGUAUGAGUUUACUACCUUGACCUGUAUACCUGGGGUCAUUUAUCAUAAGGGUGCAAAACUUCAACUGCUUGAUCUACCUGGAAUUAUAGAAGGAGCAAAGGACGGCAAGGGAAGAGGAAGACAAGUUAUUGCAGUAGCAAGAUCUUGUGGUUUGAUUCUUAUAGUUUUAGAUGCCACGAAGCCAGCAACAGUUAAAAGACUUAUUGAGCACGAGUUGGAAGGCUUUGGCAUUCGUCUUAACAAGAGACCACCGGAAAUAACUUUUCGGAAACGAGACAAGGGAGGAAUUAGUCUCACGUCAGCCGUACAGACUACAAACUUAGACAGUGAAACCGUCAAAGCAAUAUGUUCAGAAUAUCGAAUACACAAUGCGGAUAUCUCCUUACGAGAGGAUGCAACAGCAGAUGAUUUGAUUGACGUUAUCGAAGGCAACCGAAAGUAUAUACCUGCAAUUUAUGUAAUAAAUAAGGUCGAUUGUAUUUCUGAAGAAGAGUUAGAGUUGUGGGAUAAGUUACCAAACUCUGUUCUUAUAUCUGGAGACUUGGAAUGGAACUUGGAUGGUCUACUUGAGAUGAUGUGGGAGAAACUCAACUUGAUUCGAGUAUAUACAAAGCCAAAAGGAGAACCUGCAGACUUUGAAGCUCCUGUUAUUUUACGUAAUGAUAAGAAACACUGCACGGUUGAGGUAUUUUGUAAUAAAUUGCAUAAGAGCAUUAUGAAGGAGUUUAAGUAUGCCCUUGUUUGGGGAAGCAGUGUGAAGUUCAAUCCUCAAAAAGUAGGUAAGGAUCACAUAUUACAAGACGAAGAUGUCGUUCAAAUUGUGAAGAAAAUUUAACAAAUAAUAAAGUACGACUGAUCAAUAUGCCUAUAUUUCCAAGUUUUGAUGAGAUAGUCACUCUGUUGUUCUUUCGAGAAACGCAUAUCUUCAACAAUGAAGAAUAAGUUACUAUG
Molecule: messenger RNA, 1342 nt
Organism: Galdieria sulphuraria
Lineage: Eukaryota; Rhodophyta; Bangiophyceae; Galdieriales; Galdieriaceae
Product: GTP-binding protein, putative
Exons: 6
Coding region: 117-1226 (369 amino acids)
Biological process (GO): cytoplasmic translation
Cellular component (GO): cytoplasm
Molecular function (GO): GTP binding; GTPase activity
Source: RefSeq, a predicted model, not a curated record